Thamnophis sirtalis is the source of this 1054-nucleotide messenger RNA. Lineage: Eukaryota; Metazoa; Chordata; Lepidosauria; Squamata; Natricidae. The record is from RefSeq and is a predicted model, not a curated record.
GCGGCAACCCCGCUUGAGACGACCGGGAGGCUGGGAAAAUCUCGCGGCCCGAUGCGGCCUUUCUCCGGCUCCAGGACGGGCUAGCUGCUUCGAGGGUGAUUAUCUACACCAGCUGGUGAGAAACACCUCUGCUCUGGAAAGUGUCUUCCCCGUAAACCGGAUUAUGACCUGAAUAAGACGGACAUGUCUGCUGAUCCCCGGCCAGGCUGGAGGCCCUGGAGAAGCCGGCCGAAGGAGGAAGAAGACACAGCGCUAAGGACAGGUCCAGGCACACAGUUGGGUGAGCCGGGGAAAUAUGCCUAUGCUGCUCUCUGUGCGGUUUCCUUGGCCUCGUUGUUUCCGGAUCAGGAAGAAAGUGCCUACAGGACGGGAGUGGUGGAGAACCUGGUCAGGUGGCUGGAGUUGUCGGACACUGUGAUGCCAUCCAUGUUGGCCUUUGCUGGAGGUCUGGGGGCUGAAGGAACAGAGACCUUCACUCGGAUUCUUCUGAGCGAGCCGCUUCUGAAGGAUGAGCCUGGUGCCAUUAUGCUGAACCUGGUCUCCUUUUCUCUCAAGGAUGGCUACUACGAUGCUCGCAUGCGAGUGCUUCUGUCCCACAUGGCCGGGUUGCUGGGGAUCCCGUUGGCAGAAUUGGAAGACGCUGAGGACUAUCUGCUUGAAUGUCUGAAGGAAGAAAAAGAGGUGGAAUCGGAAACUGAUGAAGGCAAUCGGAAGAAGAAGGAGAGAAGGAAGAGGCUGAAGCGGUACCUGCUGAUCGGCUUAGCGACUGUAGGCGGAGGGACAGUCAUCGGCCUGACUGGGGGAUUGGCAGCCCCCCUGGUGGCUACCGGAGCAGCAGCCAUCAUCGGGACCGCUGGGGCCACAGCCUUGGGGUCAGUAGCCGGGGUGGCCAUUAUCGGUUCUCUCUUCGGAGCCGCUGGAGCAGGACUUGUGGGGUACAAGAUGAAAAAGCGCGUGGGGGCCAUCGAAGAAUUCGAAUUCCUUCCCUUAACCGAAGCGAAGCAGCUCCAUAUCACCAUCGCCAUCACCGGCUGGCUUUCUCCGGGGAAAUACG